ACAUAAUUUAUUGUAGAUAAUUUUUUUAUCGCUUUAACACGGUGUAUUUAUACAGAGGUAUACCAACGUUUUCUUCACAGUUCUUACAAACAGUUAUCAACAGUGUUAUUCUAAGAUAUUUUUUCUAAAGUCAUUUACACUCAACAUCAUGAAAUUUUCUAUGGUAUUACUUUUGGUGGCAGUUGUCAUGGUACAACAAUGUUUGAGUGCUCACUGUCAUCACGAAGGUGAACAAUCUCAACAAGAUAGUGCUGUUGAUCACACUGGCCACAACCACGGAGCUCACGCGAGCCACGAAGACCAUGCAGGCCAUAACCACGAAGGCAGUGACCAUGCAGGCCAUAACCACGACGAAACUGAUCACUCAGGCCAUGACCAUACAACAGGUGAUCACACUGGCCAUAACCACGAAGCACAUAAACACCCUACAGCAUAAAUACUAAUUAUUAAGUUAAGCACACAAUUGUAUAACGACAACACAAUCAAUUAAUAAAUUAAUAUUUCAUUAAAAUUAAUAUGGCAUUCUCCAUAAUGUAAUUUAACUAUAUUAUUCUCGUGUAAUAACUAAUAUUGUGUAUCAUUAUGAAAUAAAUUAAGAAUACUCAA
Messenger RNA from Metopolophium dirhodum (rose-grain aphid), 606 nucleotides. Its product is annotated as urease accessory protein UreE-like. The record is from RefSeq and is a predicted model, not a curated record. The coding region runs from base 149 to 436 and encodes 95 amino acids. The transcript has 2 exons. NCBI's taxonomy places the organism in Eukaryota, Metazoa, Arthropoda, Insecta, Hemiptera, Aphididae.